Danio rerio (zebrafish) is the source of this 384-nucleotide messenger RNA. RefSeq names its product NADH:ubiquinone oxidoreductase subunit A2 (gene ndufa2). NCBI's taxonomy places the organism in Eukaryota, Metazoa, Chordata, Actinopteri, Cypriniformes, Danionidae. The record is from RefSeq and is marked provisional. Gene Ontology annotation, cellular component: mitochondrial inner membrane; mitochondrion; respiratory chain complex I.
GACAGUCAUGGCGGCCGCAGCGGUGGUUCGAGGAAUCGGCUCAAACUUGUCAAAGAAUCUGCGUGAAAUCCGCCUGCAUUUAUGCCAGAUCUCAGCUGCCAGCCAGGGCACCAGGGACUUCAUUGAGCAGCAUUAUGUGACUCUGAAGAAGGCAAACCCUCAGUUCCCCAUCCUGAUCCGAGAGUGCUCUGGAGUUCAGCCCGUGCUGUGGGCUCGAUAUGGUUUUGGUAAGGAACACAGUGUUUCACUGGACAACAUGAGCGCAGAGCAGGUGGCCAAAGCACUCGAAACAGUCGUCAAUGCAAAGCCCUGAGUGACCCUUCUGAUGUAAAAAUCUGUAAAUGUUGUUUGUGCUCCAAACUGAGAAUAAAUGUAUAUGCUAAA